AUGCCCGCCUCCCAGCGCGGAGCUCGGACACCUUACUAUGCUUGUGCCUACUUCUCCUGUUCGAACCUCGGCGCCGUGGUGACCCUCACGGACGUGCCUCGCGUCACGCCGCUGCUGAGCCGGAACCUGGCCGCCGCGGUGGCGUCCGGCGCGGGCGCUGGCGGCGCGCCCGCGGACGCGACGACGGCCGCAGAGGUGAGGCCUCUCAUGUGGGGGGACGUGGGCGCCAUGCACGGUGACGGAUCUCGGCUGUUGUCCGAGCGCGGCCCGUUCGACGUGAUCUUGUGCUGCGAGGUCGUCUACCAGCAGGUCCAGGAGGUGUUGCGGGCGCUGCUGCAGACGAUCGCCGGGCUGCUGGCCUGCCCAGGCGGGCGCGUCGUGUUCGCCUACCAGCACAGGGACGGCAGCGAGUACACGGACGCCCUGUUCUUUCGGGACAUGGAAAGCGCAGGCUUCUCGCUAGUCGGUGAUGAGCCGCUGACAGAGUGGGACGAGAGCUGGAACGACACGUGCGUCCGCUUCGUGCGGACGUACGCCGUGGGCGACGGCUCCGCGCAGGUGUCUGCCGCGCUGUGA
Molecule: messenger RNA, 576 nt
Organism: Prorocentrum cordatum
Lineage: Eukaryota; Dinophyceae; Prorocentrales; Prorocentraceae
Source: the annotation of a GenBank genome assembly